This is a messenger RNA of Drosophila bipectinata, 3646 nucleotides long. RefSeq names its product Adenosine receptor (gene AdoR). Gene Ontology annotation, molecular function: G protein-coupled receptor activity. The record is from RefSeq and is a predicted model, not a curated record. Gene Ontology annotation, cellular component: plasma membrane. Gene Ontology annotation, biological process: adenylate cyclase-activating G protein-coupled receptor signaling pathway; G protein-coupled adenosine receptor signaling pathway. Lineage: Eukaryota; Metazoa; Arthropoda; Insecta; Diptera; Drosophilidae.
UUGGCCAGCGCGGAAGAAUUUCGCAUAUCCGGAACCGCAAUCGCAAACGCAGACUCGAAAAUCAAAGCGAAAUCGAAAUUUUAAUUUAUAUUUCGGCUAGCCCAACAAAUAAAUUAAUAAACAAAUCCAGUGUAUGUGUUGGGGUGUGUGUGCCUGUGCUUUGUCUCAAUGAUAUGCCAAACUAAAUAAGCCACGAAAAGUUUUCCAUCCAGUUUUUUUAUUAUUAUUAUUACCAUCGAAGUCGAAAAUAAGUGUCAAUUGAAUUAGCGUCUCGACGGGCAAAAAUUAAAUAAAAAUUAUUUAAAAAAAAUAAGAGAAAGAUUAUCAAGGCGCUUCAGGUGAUUGGCGAUUGUCAGCUCGCAGACACUCCGAUCUGGGCCAGUGUUGGUGUUUCUUCAGUAGAGAGCCACCUGUGGCUCCUCCUUCUCCGCAACUUCAGCCGCCCAACUUUUCCAUCGAUCCUCGAACAGCUAACUACAAUUCACAGCUCGUGUGACAACAACAAUAAAAACAACGAUAGUAGAAAAACAAACAUAGAAAGCAAGAACAACAAAAGCGAAAGCAAAAAGCCAGAACAAAAGUGAAAAAAAGGAGCAACCGCAGAACAGGGCGGCGGACAUGGCGUAUACGCAAUGCGCAGCAUGUGUUAUUACUAUCGCUGCUACUGCCACGGCCACCUCGAGUCAAUUAAGAAUUUCACACGCCAGCGGACAAUUUAAUUGAAGUUCGUUCACCACUCCUUGAAUAUCUCACUCCGCCCAUCAAUUAAGCUCGGAGGCAUCAGCCCCUCAAAUACUCGAUCGGUUCAAGAACACAGAUAUAUACAUAGAUAAACAAACCAAUCAAAAUGCAAGAAAUUCGAUAUUUAUCAAUCACCGAUUUUACCUACAACGUCCCACUGGUACCGGUCCAUGCCGCUGCCACGAGCAAGGAGCACAAGGAUUCCGAUAGCCCCAGCUCCGAACUGAAUGUCCCCUACACCGUCUUCGAGGUUCUUGUGGCCAUUGUCAGCAUCAUCGGCAAUGUCCUGGUGAUCAUUGUGUUCCGACGAGAGCGAAAGCUGCGGCGGCGCACCAACUACUACAUAGUAUCCUUGGCCAUGGCUGAUUUCCUGGUGGGCAGUCUGGGAGUUCCUUUUGCCAUCUUGGCAUCGAUCGGGCUGCCGCGAAAUCUUCACGCCUGCCUCUUCACCGUCUCACUCCUAGUAGUCCUGUGCACUAUAUCAAUAUUCUGCCUGGUGGCCGUGUCCGUGGAUCGCUACUGGGCCAUCCUCUAUCCGAUGGCCUACUCCAGGAAUGUGCGCACUCGAACGGCGAUUUUCAUCAUCUCGAUGUGCUGGGUGGCUGGGACCAUAGUGGGCUUCCUGCCACUUUUCGGCUGGCACAACAAGGAUGUUGGCCACAACCAGGAGUGUCUCUUCGUCGAGGUGAUGGACUACGACUAUCUGGUCUUCCUGUACUUUGCCACCAUUAUUACUCCGGCCCUGCUGAUGUUGGCUUUCUACACUCAUAUCUAUCGAGUGAUUAUAAAACAGGUUCGACAGAUUGUGACCAUGAAUCCCGCCUCCGAUCUUAGUCGGCGUUCCUCGGCAGCUGCCGUGCAAGUUACGGCUGCUCCUGGCCGAGGUGGGCAUGCCGGAACAAUGCUGAGGGUGUUAGGCGCAGCCCGGAAACGGGAUGUCAAGGCCACCCAGAACCUGUCCAUCAUAGUGCUCUUCUUCAUGAUCUGCUGGAUUCCGCUCUAUACGAUCAACUGCAUCAAGGCCUUCUGUCCGGACUGUUAUGUGCACCCCAAGCUAACCCUAUUUUGCAUAAUCCUGUCCCACUUGAACUCGGCUGUUAAUCCAGUUCUGUAUGCCUAUCACCUCAAGGAUUUCCGAGCGGCGUUGAAGAACCUACUGCUGCGCAUGAUGGGCGUGGAUAUCGACCAGCAGGCGGAGGCUAUACACCGGUUUUCGAUGGCCAGUCAGCACAGACUGCAGUCGAUGGACUCCAAUAUGCGCUCCACGCAGCCGCGCCUCUAUGUGGGUGAGUAUUCCCCCAUCUGGCUGAGGCAGCAACAGGAGGCCCUAAAGAACUCGCAGCUCCUGCCGAAAUGCGGAGUCGUCUCCCCCUGUUUCAACAACAUCAACCAAACAGUGGCCGCCGUGGCUUCUGUCACUACGGAUAUUGAACGGGAGAUGUGGAACAUUGUAGAGGCCUCCAGUGGUGCGGAAGUGGGCGAGACCAGCUAUGAGUUUCCCUCUCCAGCCCCCGCCUCGCAGCACAGCAGCGAGCGGAAUAGCAGCUCCACGGUGCCACCAGCACCACCUCCGGCCAACAACUCCCUUCCGUCCGCCUCGUACGACAACCACAACUACAGCUUUAGUCAGGAUGAGGAUGAGUAUGAGGACGAUGAUGAUCUGGAAUUCGAGGACGUCUUUGUACCGCCAAACUCCACAACACAGCAUGGGGUGGAUCCUGAGGAACUGCGACGCUCCCUGGCUUUGGUGAUGAGGGAAAAGCUUCGGUCCGACGACACCGAUUCCAGGCCAGUGGGAACUCUCGAGGAAUUAAUCACAGAUUCGGAGCACAAGCCAGACAGACCUCUCUCCAUCCAGACUUCGCCCAUUAAUGGACCGCUGCCAGCCUUGCUUCGCGCCAAGCUCUUUGCUGGAAACUCCAACAGUGCACACUGCCUACCAGUAUCCACUCCAGCACAGUCCCAGGAUGCAGGAGUCUUUGUCAUCGACAGCGAAGCAAGCCCUGGAGUGGCAGGACACAAGCCCAAGUAUCGGAAAGGCACAGCAUUAACCAGGAGCUCGCUUAAGAAGAGCAGAUCCUGCAAUUGUAAUGCCAUCGCCAAAGGAAGAACUGGCCACGAGGAUCAUAGCGAGCCCAGAGAGCCCUCCUCGCAGCAACCACAACCGCCCCACCCUCCCCCGGAGCACUUCUUCAGUCCGCUGCGUUCAGUGGGAAACUUCAUGCAGCAUUCCAACCUGUUCCACCUCUUCCAGCCGCAUGCCCCUAAGGCCACCUCAUCCACGGCCUCCUCGGUAGCAUCCUCACCCACUCCCACCCCCUCGCCGCCUCCCGCUCCGCAAGCGACUGUCACCACAGUUCCUGGACUAACCAACUCGUCGCCCUCCCUGCUGGCAACCAGUGCCGAAAGUUGACCUCCAACCAGGGCAGAGAUGGAGAAGGAUCAGUCAAGGCGGGAGACGGGUCAGGACUAGGCUUCCACCCACACAGCCCUCUUAGCAAAUACUCGCAAGUCAAAGCUUUUACGUUAAGUACUUUCAGCUCUCAUUAGUUCUCUGUCCCGCCUCGCAUCCAGGCGGAAAAGUUGUCAAAUUCUAUCGGAUCUAGAUCAAUUAGUUGGAUAGUGACAGGAUAUACCUAGAGAUUAGGAGUUUUGCGCAUUUAUUUUACGAAUGACUUUCCACUACGUUUCUAUGGAGUAGCUAAUUAUGUACAUAAUGUUAAAUGUUGUUAGAGUAUUUUGCAGUGUAUGUGCUCUUACUGUUAUGUGUACCGUACAUACAUAUAUCUCUGUAUGUAGUAACUAUAUGUCUGUUUUACGUAAUACCUGAACGUCUGUGAAAACCAAGUUAAGCCAUGCGAAAUGAAUUUCAAAGUUGAGGUUAAAUAAAUCGAUUAUAAAUUAA